This is a messenger RNA of Trichoderma asperellum CBS 433.97, 1908 nucleotides long. It is a transcript of the gene GPI10, whose product is annotated as glycosylphosphatidylinositol anchor biosynthesis, variant 2. The record is from RefSeq and is a predicted model, not a curated record. Gene Ontology annotation, biological process: GPI anchor biosynthetic process. Gene Ontology annotation, cellular component: endoplasmic reticulum membrane. Gene Ontology annotation, molecular function: alpha-1,2-mannosyltransferase activity. NCBI's taxonomy places the organism in Eukaryota, Fungi, Ascomycota, Sordariomycetes, Hypocreales, Hypocreaceae.
AUGGCCGGCCACCAACGCGCUCCUUCGGCCUCGUUCAAGAGCAAGCCGCGUCUCUCGCCCGUCCCACUGCGAGACAUCAUCAUUUUGCGGCUGCUCAAUGCCCUGUAUCUGGCCACCUUUUUCCAGCCCGAUGAGUUUUUCCAGGCGCUGGAGCCGGCUUGGCGCCUGGCCUUUGGGCCCGGAAGCGGCGCGUGGCUCACAUGGGAAUGGCACAACCAGCUGAGGUCGUCUCUCCAUCCUCUUCUCUUCUCGGGUGCAUACAUGGCUGCAGAUCGUCUAUCCGCCAUCUUUCCUCCAGGAAAUGCCAUCCGCUCUGCCGCAGUCAUUGUUUCUCCUAGGAUCUUGCAAGCCAUCAUCGCUGCUCUAGGGGACUGGUACACCUGGCAUCUUGCUUCGAAUGUGUAUGGCUCUGAUAGUAACGCUUCCUUCUUUGCUCUCUUCAUGCAACUUCUGAAUCCCUGGCAAUGGUAUUGCUCUACAAGGACGUUUUCCAACUCUCUCGAGACAACCCUUACAGUCAUGGCCCUCUGCUACUGGCCUUGGCAGCUCGUUGGUGUUGCCCCCUAUUCCAUCAAGGAGAAUUCCAAGCCUUUCAACGUCCUGCGCGGCAAACUCUGGCGCCUCCGAGCUUCGCUAUGUCUUGCUGCCUUGGCCGUCGUUUUACGGCCCACCAAUGUUCUUAUUUGGCUAACCAUCGUCUUUGUGGCUCUGACGAGAGUAACCCUUCAAGGGAACUCGCCCUUGACCUUCUCUACCAUCUUGGUUCUAUUCAGAGAAGCAAUUCUAUGCGGGUCUCUGGUGGUGGGCUUGUCCAUUCUCGCUGACCGAUUCUAUUUUGGAUUCUGGGCCUUCCCGCCUUACAACUGGCUCACCUUCAACAUCUCCAAAUCACUUGCUGUCUUUUACGGUCGCAACCCUUGGCACUACUACAUCCUUCAAGGCAUACCUCUGCUUUGCACCACAAGCAUCCCUUUUGUCUUGCCAGCACUAUUCAAACCUGUAUCUAAGACAGCUGAUCAGGCCAACGUACUUCGGACGCUCUCCUACGCCGUUUCAAGCACCAUUAUUGCUCUUUCACUCAUCUCUCACAAAGAAGUUCGCUUCAUUUAUCCUCUCCUUCCAAUCCUUAGCGUCCUUGCCGCCCCACGGGCCGCGUCCUUCUUCACUUCAGUCACACGAACAAGUCCUCCUCCCUCUAUUUCCUCCGCGGCUCAAAUAUCUGCAUCUCAGCCCUCCGGAACAAAGUCACCAGCUGCUCGCCGUGCUCGCCUCCGCAACAAGCCUCUUCUCUUUACCGCCUUGGGGAUCAACAUUAUCCUUGCCGGCUAUCUCUCUUUCCUGCACCAACCAGCACCCCUUGGCGUCCUCUCAUUCCUCCGACAAGAAUAUGAACGUAUUCAUCCCUCUGCUGUUCAUCACGCUCAUCUAACCCGCUACGCCAAUGCCACGACAUCUGCUGACGACACUAAGAAAGAAGAUCUCUUCGCUCUUUUCCUGAUGCCGUGCCACUCCACCCCUUGGCGCUCACAUCUCGUCUAUCCAGGGCUAUCCGCCUAUGCGCUCACCUGCGAGCCCCCACUCCAUACCCAGCCAAACACUCCGGAACGCGAAUUUUACCGCGACGAAGCAGAUCGCUUCUACGACAAUCCUAUCCCAUUCUUACGCGAGGAACUCUUUGCCCAUGAAAACCCCGUCGUGCCUGUCCCCCGGUACAUUGUCGGAUUUGAAGGCAUAGAGCCUUGGCUAGGCGAGUUUUUGAAUACUCCUGAGGGCAAACAACUAGGUAUAACACAGUUAACCCGCGUAUGGGCGGGCUUCAAUGGAUUUUUUAAUGAAGAUUGGAGGAGAGCGGGGUAUAUGAUUGUUUGGGAUACGGGGGCGUACGAGGGAUCCGUCACAAUGGCCUAA